This is a messenger RNA of Penicillium paradoxum, 690 nucleotides long. RefSeq names its product tRNA (carboxymethyluridine(34)-5-O)-methyltransferase. The record is from RefSeq and is a predicted model, not a curated record. Gene Ontology annotation, molecular function: S-adenosylmethionine-dependent methyltransferase activity; tRNA binding. Bases 1 to 690 code for a protein of 229 amino acids. Gene Ontology annotation, biological process: tRNA wobble uridine modification. Lineage: Eukaryota; Fungi; Ascomycota; Eurotiomycetes; Eurotiales; Aspergillaceae. Gene Ontology annotation, cellular component: nucleus; cytoplasm. The transcript has 3 exons.
AUGGCAUCCCAACAGGCAGGCGAAGCAUACGAGCAACAAAACGUCCAUAAGGUGUAUCAGGAGAUCGCUCAGCAUUUCUCCGCCACCCGCUACAAGCCGUGGCCAAUAGUCGAGCGGUUCCUUACAGAUCUAACACCAGGAGCAGUGGGAUUAGAUGUUGGAUGUGGUAAUGGCAAGAACUUGAUGGUUAAUCGAGAUGUCUUUAUCAUUGCCUCCGAUAGAUCUGAAAACCUGGCCCGGAUUGCCUUGCAGCAUCAGCCGCAUUCGACCGUGGUGGCCGACAUUUUAGACCUCCCACACCGUGAUGCGAGCUUUGACUUUGCAAUCUCGAUCGCGGUAGUGCAUCAUCUGUCUACUCCGGCUCGGCGAGUCCAAGCCGUCGCCGAGAUUUUGCGAACCGUGAAACACGGUUCAAAGUCGCAAGAGGGCGGAAAGAUCCUGAUCUAUGCCUGGGCUCUUGAGCAAAAGGACAGCCGGAGAGGUUGGGACAAGGGAGAUGAGCAAGAUCGAAUGGUACCCUGGGUUCGUAAGGGUGAUCAACCCCAGACCUUUCAUCGUUAUUACCAUCUGUACACGGAGGGCGAGCUGGAACGUGACAUCGACAAUGCCGGCGGUCGUGUCCUGGAAUCCGGGUACGAGAAGGAUAAUUGGUGGGCUAUCGCGACCCCCAAGACAGCUUAUGACGUUUGA